Messenger RNA from Epinephelus moara (kelp grouper), 3458 nucleotides. RefSeq names its product BCL2 like 12 (gene bcl2l12). Gene Ontology annotation, biological process: regulation of apoptotic process. The coding region runs from base 439 to 1593 and encodes 384 amino acids. The record is from RefSeq and is a predicted model, not a curated record. Lineage: Eukaryota; Metazoa; Chordata; Actinopteri; Perciformes; Serranidae. The transcript has 9 exons.
AUCAACAUUUUUCACCAUUUUAUAGACCAAAAGCCGAACACAUUAAUCGUUUUUAUUUACUUUUUAUAGCAGCUAAAUAUCAGCAGCAAAGUUGAUUAAAAAUGUAAUUUUCAAUGAAUUAUCAUCUUUCUUGUGUUUAUUAUUAAUGUGCACAUAAUUAAAGCAACCUCGUGCUAAAUUUAAAAGCUAGAGUAAUAUAAUAAUUAUGCAAUACAUAAUCAGAUUAGUCAACUAAUCAAUUCAAUGGUCAGUGAGUAGUUGUAUCAAAAUAGUUGUUAGUUGCAGCCCUAAUUGGAGUGUCACAUAAGCACUACAGAUAAAUUAAUUUUCAAUAAAUGUAAUCUCUUCAGGGACUGAUGAUGAUGUGGCCAAAUUAAUUCGCCUGAGGAGAGAGAGGGACCACCUCUUCUCAGGCAAAAGGUUUGCCGCGGCAGCCGGAUGGAAAGCUGUACUGAAAGAGAUGGGCUUGGCUGGGAUGGUGAGCCCUGCCCAAGCAGCAAAGAAGUGGGAGAAUCUCAAGAAGACGUACAAGUUAUGACAGAGUCUAUAGGCCGCUCUUCCUCCAUCUCCUCCAUCUCUCUGAGAGAGAUCAGAGCUGAGACUCAUCUAGUCCUUCAAGCUUUCCUCCAUCGGACUGUUUCCCUCCCCCUGACAGAGAGGCCUGGGACUGUAGGAGGGGCCUACAGAGAUCAUAACAAGUACAGUGCUAGCUCCAAGCCACAACCCAAAGCAAAGGAUGGGUGGGAUUCUCAAGCUGAAGAAUGCAAUUCUGCAGAUGAGAAGAACUCUGGAUUCAAGGACUUCAUAAAGCAGCUGCCUCGAUACAACAGCUCACGCCGCUCACUGGACAGGGACAACAAGACAAAACCGUCACACCUCAGAGACCAAAUAGAAGAUGAUGUCGUAUCCCCCUCCUCUACAUCAGAAGACGAGGACAGCGAGAAGAAACAGCAGAAGAAGCUGAGCCGAAAGAAGUUUAAGAAAAAGCUCUCCAAGAUCUUCAAGUUAAAGUUAGAGAAAGAGAAGGACAAAGAGAGGCCUGGAUCUCCUCCUCAGAGACCUACCACACUGUCAAUCGCCAAAGAACCAGAGCCUACCCCGACCCUUGUCUCUCCCAACCAUCCUCCUGAGUUCUAUGAUGAAGUAGCAGAGAAGCUGGAAAAGAUUGCCCAGAGGUCCACCAGUGUAAAGAAACUGAGCCCCACACUAGCAGCGAGUGAGAAAGACGCAGUGGUGCAGCAGCUUGCUCAGGUGCUGUCUUUGGAGGGAGAUUCUAUCAACACUAAGAUCCAGUCAGACCCCUUUCUACGCUCCAGCUUGACUCGUCUUUCCUAUGCAUCGUUUGCCAAGCUUCUAGACACUUUCAACAGUAUUCAGGUAUCUGGGGCUCCAACCCUGCCGCCAACGGCUAGUCCAACACUAAGACGCAUGGCUGUCACCAUGGAGGUAUCACGGAGGAUAGUGACAGCCACAGGCACCCAGCGCAUGCAAGGCUACGCAGAGUGCUACAUGGAGACAUUUGCUCCCUGGGUCAAGAGCCAUGGAGGAUGGGAGAAUGUGGUACAUUUGGAGGACCCUGCAGAGUACGACUGACUUCUCACAGCUCUCAGGUGUCUUUUUAUUCCAAAUAAUCACUGGCCAACACUGAGCUCUGGAUGGUGUCAUCAAAGUGAAGAGAGGCAGAUGGACAAGAUUUCUCACAGAGUCUCAUCUGGACUGUGACAAGAUUCCAAAAACCUCUUUGAUUGAUGUUAAUCUGGGAUUUAGGCAUCAGAAAGUUACUGUUUUUCCACGGUCAGAAGAAGGAGCUAUGUAUAGAUACUUUUAUGAAGGAUUUGUCAGUCAGUUUGAAAGUGAUAGCAGGCUGUAAUGGUGUUUUGACUUGGUUAAUGGGUGGUUUACAUUUGGAUCAUGAGUUAAGCCUUUCAAACAAGCACUUUAUUCUCUGACUCUGCUCAAUGAGAUAAUCCCAUUGUUAAAGCUGCAGUUUCCGUUAUCUCAGGUCCCUCUAAAAAAACUUUUUACUUAUACUGUGUUCUUUUUUAUUCUUUGCAUUUUCAUGUCAGUUCUGUUUACACUGCAGUCCUCACUGUUGCUAUCUGUCAUUCCUGUCCUUGGGAGGGAGCAAACAGUCAUGCUCUCCCUAACACACACAGUCACAUGCUGCUUCUUUUUGCUUGCUAACAAGCAACGUUACUCAGAGUGUAACGCUCAACAAUGUUUAUUAAUUUAAAACAGUUUAAAACAUGGAUUAACUGAUUCAUAAAAUCAUAGAGUUGUAAAACUAUAAAUCAUAAAAUCAAGUAAGAAUUUAAAAGACUUGCAGCAGCAUGAAGCGUAAAUAGAAAGUAAAAGCAUAAAGAGUUUCAGACCUGUAUCAGGAAAGUCAAAGUUAGUUAAAAACUAAAGUGAACAGAUUGUUUUUAGCUUUCUUUUAAAAUAUUUCGCAAGCUAGCGUCCCAAAUAUCUAUAGUAGUUCGUUUCAAAAAUUUGGGGUGUAAUGGGGCGCAGAUGAUCACAGUGUUCUGUGAUCACAGAGACAAUUAGUUAACAAGGGAGUUAGCAAUGUAGCUUAGUCCUGGCCCAUGUAGGGCUUUGUAUACAAGGAGGAGGACCUUAAAAUCAAUUCUAAAUGUAACAGGAAGCCAGUGCAGAGCAGCUAAGACUAACCUGAUGUGCUUUCUCCUCUUGGUUCAAGUUAAUAGGUGAGCUGCAGAGUUUUGAAUGAGCUGAAGUCUCUAGUGCAACACACACCGCCGCCGGCGCGGCGCUGUGGCCGUCAAGUGCCGCCCCCCAACACACACUGGCAGCGGCGCGCAGUGGCACCGUCGACGUGUAUUUCCCACCCCAGCCCGCUAGGUGGCUGUACCUACACUAGUCGCCAACGGUUGCCAACUGCUAGUAACGGAAGCUAGAAGAGGAAAAACUUUGAGGCAACAACAACUUGGAUUUCACGGGUGAGUUUCUUAUCAAAGUCGUCUUAUUAAAAUUUUGAAACAACCGGAGUUGAUACUACGGCGGCCGAGACGUACUUAAAAGGAUUUUCUCGCAGUGCCGCCAUGAGUGCCGGCUGCGCUGGAAAUAGAGCAGUGGGCUGAAGCAGAGUGGCGCGGCGCGUCAGCCGGCGCCAGUGUGGGUUGGUUCAUAGAAUAGAAUGAAGGCGGGCGUUUUGACGCGGUGUGUGUUGCACUUCUCAGUGGUGUUUUUUGGGAGGCCAGUAAAAAGUGUGUUACAGUAGUAAAGUCGGCUUUAAAUCAAGGCCUGAAUCAAUUUCUCAGCAUCUUUUUCAUUUAGAAAAAAUUAUGAUUUUGUCACCUUGUUAAAGGGCCAGUGUGUAAUAUCUGGCAUGGUUUAUUGUCAAAUCUGAAUCUGAAUCUGAAUAUUCUACCCAUUAAUAUGUUUAUAUAAGUGUAUAAUCGCUAUAAAAUAAAAUUUGUUUGGUUUUCGUAGCCUUAUAA